Messenger RNA from Drosophila arizonae, 575 nucleotides. RefSeq lists its product as uncharacterized. The record is from RefSeq and is a predicted model, not a curated record. Lineage: Eukaryota; Metazoa; Arthropoda; Insecta; Diptera; Drosophilidae.
AUUGCCGUUGCCUUCCUGGCCUGUGCUCUCGCCGAUGUCUCGGAGCUGGGCCAGCCUGGCUAUGACUACUCUCAGCCAGCCCCACUGGCGCCUGCACCAGCGCCCGUCGAGUCCUACAUUCCGCCCGCACCACCAGCACCGCCAGCGCCCGAGUACAUCCCACCCGCACCACCAGCACCCCAGCCGGAGUACAUCCCACCAGCACCAGUGGCCGCACCCGCCGACGCCUACAUUCCGCCAGCUGCCGACGAGCAGGUGCUCGAGGAGAUCGAGCAGCCCGCCCAGGAUGGCUACCGCUACAAGACCGUGCGUCGUCGCGUCUUCCGCCGUCGCAACUAAAUGGAGCUGACUGCKGGUCCGCUGCGAGGAGAGUCUCAUUUGUUUUUUGUUGUUAUCGCUGGACUCGAGUGUGUUGGCCGCAAGCACAAAGCAAAUAUAGAUGAAACAGAGAUUUAAACUGAAAGAAAUAACUGCACUUAUCUUGUGUGUUCUUUGGUGCACAUCAAAGGAUCUGCAACAGGAUAAGCUAACUAUAGGCUAUGAAAGGAAAAUAGAAAACAAUUUAUAGAAAUUAA